GGCCUGUUCUCCAUUCAUUGUAUCAUACUGCAUCGUUAGAUUAUCAUACAAAGGAAUGAAUACAUUGAUACCCCAACCCACACGUCCCGAAACGGACCCCGUUUAUCAUACCAUACCAUAACUGCAAGUCAAUGAAACUGCCACAAGUACGAUAUGAUAACAUCAUACGUGCUACAGCUUACGGCGCCGAAUUCCCCACAUGCAUACAUACACACCGACACGACACGACAACAACAAAUACCGCUCUCCCGGAGCACCAGUACAGUACAUACCUUUCCCGCAGCAUUUCUGCGGACUGUGGGACCUGAAUUUCGGCAUUGAUGUUCUGCAAUGCCGGACUAGUGAUUGGAUAGCUCCUUUGCACAGAAUGCAGUGCACCUGUUAGCGUUGUUGGGAGGGGGCCUGUGGUGCCUUUGCGGUAUCAUAUGUCUGGUAGCCAUGUCUGCCGUUAGAAAGAGAGGGAAACAGAAAAAAGACUCCCGAGCCUUGGGACGUAAGUUUGUUGACUAACUUUUUUUUCUUCUUCUGAUUCCGGCGUGGUAUCGUAGGGUCAGCCGUGGCCCCAACUCUCGAAGGCGCGGCUGGUGAUAUAGUGAGGUCGUCGUAUUAUGGAACCCGUCAGGCGCGUACAGUGCAGUACCAGGGUAUCACAAGGCACAGUUGCGUCCAGACAACCAGCAGAAGGCGUGUAGAACCCUUGGUUACGGUAGUCUGGGAGGAGGUUUGGAAUAUGAUACCUGGCUUCUAUCGGUAUCAUACGGCAACUUCACUUGCGCCCGGGCUGAUAAUAUCUCAAGACGGGAUGUGGCUGUCCGCUUCGUUUACCCCGGGGUUUGGCGGGGGAAUGGUGUAUCGCACGAUAGGGUUUGUAAAUAUCAUAGUCACUUUCACACAUACGAUACGGUAUACGAUGGUAUCCGGGGCCCCACCAACGGGGUGUGUACCGUACGGUAUGCAAUGCUGGAGAUCAGGGAGUAGCCUAGUGAGCAUACGGUAGCACCUUUCUCCUCUUCAUUUUCCACGCCUUUAAUGUUGGCGCUCCGGGUUUCUUUCCUGACGAGGCCACCGCGCGAGUGACUUACUGCAUCAGACUGACACUAUGUCGAAGCCAUGUUUGUAGAACACUGUUGCGUUGUAGCUACCCCACCGUCGAGAAAGAAUCGCUUCAGGGCCCUGAAACGAAAGGUGCUGGCUGAACCGGGAUCCGAACGCCUUCCAACAUCCAUCUCGUGGUUUAAAAGACUGGUAUGGUAAUGAGCCGUGCCCCAAACGGCGGUGGCAGCUGGGCAUGGCAUGGCUCAUAACAAUGAUAAAUCCUAACUGACUUGGGGGCUUUUCCUUGAACAUGAUCUUCUCCAAGGGGGAGCGGGUAUAGCGGUUCUUGUUAGUGUGAGAUGGCCGGAAUACCGCUGUUUAUUUUUUUUUAAGAAUUAGCAGGACGAGGUGAUCUCGGAGGCGGUAUUACUUGUGCAAGUAUUCGUACUCGUACGGUGCACGGGGGUUGAGAGAAUGGUGUGAAAACUAGACUAAACCCGGUGUUUGUAGUGGAUGCAGUUGCCUCACUCUGCUCCGCCCCACCGCCGUUAUCUAG
This is a messenger RNA of Tuber aestivum (summer truffle), 1591 nucleotides long. The record is from the annotation of a GenBank genome assembly. Lineage: Eukaryota; Fungi; Ascomycota; Pezizomycetes; Pezizales; Tuberaceae.